UAGGAAAUUUAACUUUCAAUUUUCAAUCUUACUUUUUUAGUAAUUAGAAGAAAAGGACGGGGAAGAAGACGGAGUUCGUUUCUAGGGUUUUCCGAAGGAUCUUUUAGGGCUCACGAAAUUCUAUGAACUUGAGGAGAGCCACCACCGGAUCGGCGGGAUCUUGAUCUGCAAUUCGCUUUGCUUUUGGAGAGAAGAAUCACCGAAACGCACACAGGCGAAAUCAUGGAUUCUCUAUCUUUCAACUCCCAUGGAAAUCUCGACGAGCAGAUUUCCCAGCUCAUGCAGUGCAAGCCCUUGAAUGAGCAGGAGGUUAGAGUAUUGUGUGAGAAAGCUAAGGAGAUAUUAAUGGACGAGAGCAAUGUACAGCCUGUUAAAAGUCCAGUAACAAUAUGUGGUGAUAUUCAUGGGCAAUUUCAUGAUCUUGCAGAGCUCUUUCGCAUUGGAGGGAAGUGUCCAGAUACAAAUUACUUGUUUAUGGGAGAUUAUGUUGAUCGUGGCUACUACUCAGUUGAAACUGUAACGCUUUUAGUGGCCCUUAAAGUGCGAUAUCCUCAACGCAUUACAAUUCUUAGAGGAAAUCAUGAAAGUCGCCAGAUAACACAAGUUUAUGGGUUCUAUGAUGAAUGCUUGAGAAAGUACGGCAAUGCUAAUGUUUGGAAGACUUUCACUGACCUGUUUGACUAUUUUCCGCUAACAGCCCUGGUUGAAUCAGAAAUAUUCUGUCUGCAUGGUGGUUUGUCUCCAUCCAUCGAAACCCUUGACAAUAUACGGAAUUUUGAUCGUGUUCAAGAAGUUCCUCAUGAAGGUCCCAUGUGCGAUCUCUUAUGGUCUGACCCAGACGAUCGAUGUGGGUGGGGAAUUUCUCCCAGAGGUGCUGGAUAUACCUUUGGCCAGGACAUAUCUGAGCAGUUUAACCAUAGUAAUAAUUUAAAGUUGAUUGCAAGAGCUCAUCAGCUAGUGAUGGAAGGAUAUAACUGGAGUCAUGAACAAAAAGUUGUGACUAUAUUUAGUGCUCCUAACUAUUGUUACCGCUGUGGAAACAUGGCAUCAAUUCUGGAAGUCGAUGACUGCAAGGCGCACACUUUCAUUCAGUUUGAACCAGCUCCUAGGAGGGGCGAACCAGAUGUUACUCGAAGAACUCCCGACUAUUUCUUAUGAUGCGCCUAUUCUCAGAUGGAAGUUUCUAGCAGCAGCUGUUUAUCAAAUAUAUAUGGUUUGGCUGUUUUUGCAUUGGAGAAUUUUAGUUUCCCUAUGGUGAGGUGGUGGUUUGGGGGGGGCAAAAGCAUGUAAAUUCCGGCAGGUUGCUUCAGGAGGGAGGAGUGCAUCUUUGAAAAUCUCAAGGUUUUGCUGAAGAGUAAGCUAUAGGGCUGGCGACUCAUUAACUGCAUGUGUAACAUCUCCAGAGAACAAUGUAUUGCAUCUCUUUCGUUUUUUAGUAAUUUUUUCAUGUAAUUUUCUUUUCCUCUGGUUCACGGGCUGGGCUCUCUCUGCUUUUCUGUUAACUAUUUUGUAGGAUGCUUGUUUUAGUUUUCUUUUUUGGGGGUUACAGAUGGACCAUCAGUUUAAUUUCCUUCCUUCAAUGAGUGCCUUUAUUAUUCUUU
This is a messenger RNA of Cucurbita maxima (winter squash), 1601 nucleotides long. Its product is annotated as serine/threonine-protein phosphatase PP2A-2 catalytic subunit. Bases 223 to 1158 code for a protein of 311 amino acids. Gene Ontology annotation, biological process: peptidyl-serine dephosphorylation; mitotic cell cycle. NCBI's taxonomy places the organism in Eukaryota, Viridiplantae, Streptophyta, Magnoliopsida, Cucurbitales, Cucurbitaceae. The transcript is spliced from 11 exons. The record is from RefSeq and is a predicted model, not a curated record. Gene Ontology annotation, cellular component: cytosol. Gene Ontology annotation, molecular function: protein serine/threonine phosphatase activity.